Messenger RNA from Ostertagia ostertagi, 765 nucleotides. NCBI's taxonomy places the organism in Eukaryota, Metazoa, Nematoda, Chromadorea, Rhabditida, Trichostrongylidae. The record is from the annotation of a GenBank genome assembly.
AGUCGCCAGAGCGCCGAUGUUGCUUCACGUCUCCAAUUUGGAGUGUUCACAGACAACUUUGGAGGAACUGGGACGCAAACCGCGUUGUCGAUACAGAUACCGGUGUUUUCAGGCGGUGAAGGAGACGUGGUGUCGAGUCGUAAAUCAUCAAGAUCUGAACGUCGAAGUGCAUCGAUAACGUCUUCUGCUUCAGCAAGUUCCUCACGUAGCGGUAUGGCUGGCCAGACAGAUGAAGUCAAAUUUGACGUUGACGAUAAGAUUGUGGUUGGAUGGCCUCUCAGUGAUGUGAGAAUGCUUCCACCUUCUACUUCGACCCUUCUCGUGCCCAAGACAGAAUCAGAAGUCUUGAAAACGGCACAUUGUAAGACUGAUCAGAGCUCAAGAAUCGUUUCUUGGGAUAACGUGCUUAAUGGGAGCUACGAUAAGAGAACGUCAGAAACGUUGAAGGCUUCAGAAGAACGCAUUCACACAUGGGAUGUGUGCUACUGUCAUUUCAGCGAGGAAGCUUUGCAAGUUGCAAAGAAUCUCGGUUUGACGCAGCCGUUAGAUGAGAGAUCUAACUUUUCGUUAGUCUCAUCACCACCAAAGCGAUCGCGCAAGGAAGAAAAACCACCUGCAUCACCUGCACUAACGUUGACUCCCAAGGGUCGGAUGAUGUCCACAUGGAAUACGUUGCAAGAGCAUCGGCAUUCGGCUAUUUUCCUUCAUCCAGUAACGGAUAGAGAUGCGCCAGGCUAUAGCCGUAUUGUCUUUUGCCAUGUAUGA